ACCGUCCUGGCUAUUUCAUCGAAAAAUGUGUCUUCCGCUAUAUUUAAGUGCGACUACACGCACUGUUUUUCCAAGCUUUUGUCUCUAGGGAAUCACGUUGAUCGUGUCGCGCGAACGUUUUUCGUUAUAUCGAGAAAUUCCAUGGACCCGUGAUCGACUAAACGGAAACCGCAUCGUUAAUUCUCCGCCGCAGAUGGUCAUCGUGGCGAACUACUCAUCCGAUUUCCAUUGAUUGUAUUUAUAGUGUCUCUCCAGUUUAUUUUUGCAUGCGGUUCCUUUGAGAAAAUGCACCUAUCCGCUGGCUGACAGCGUUCUUACAUCUGUGGUGGUUUGUCUUCUUGUACGGUGAGGGACGUGGAUCUGCCUAGCUGUUGCUGAUAUUCGAGAGAGAAACGUGCGUUAAAAAGCUGAAUAAGACAUGGAGUCUGCUAUAACUGGACGCAGACGGACAACGGCACGACAUUCGGCAGAGGAUCAGGCUCUCGAUCAGAUUGCUAAGGAGGCAGAAGCUAGAUUAGCUGCUAGAAGACAAGCAAGGGCGGAAGCAAGAGAAAUACGAAUGCGCGAAUUAGAGAGACAACAGAAAGAAGCGGAGGAGAAUGCAGAUAGGGUUUAUGAUAUGUGUGCAGCCGACGUGAAUAGAACGAUGAGAGUGACUCCUGAUUCUGUGAGGACGUCGCGCCUCCUUACAAAUUCUAAUAAUUUUCAAUCCAGUCGUAGAUCCUCUGAAGAUUCCUUGGAAGACGCUGGCCUAAGCAGAGAUCUCAGGUUAGAGUUGAAGGAAUUUGAGGAGAAGUUUAGAAAAGCAAUGAUAGCGAAUGCUCAGUUAGACAAUGAAAAGUCUUCUUAUGCUUAUCAAGUUGAUCUACUAAAAGAUAAAUUAGAGGAAUUAGAAGAAACAGUGGCACAACUUCGCAGAGAACUAAGGGAGAAAAAUCGGGAAUCUGAACAAUUGAAGAGAGUCAGUCAAAGAUUGAAAGACGAAUUAGAUAUAUGUCAUGCACAAUUAGUAGAAAGAGAUACGCUUAUACAAGAAAAUGGUUUAGUUAUUAUUGAUGAUGAAGAAAGUGAAAAUGAAGAUAAUGAUAUUGAAAACGGACCACGUCCAAGACGAAGAGUACUAGUCAGUACAGAAGCAGCAGAAUUAUUGCAAAAUGCUGGAAAGGGUUCGUUAGACGUACGGCUGCGGAAAUUUGCUUCUGAAAAGAAAGAAUUGCAAGAUGAGAUACGGCAUUUAAGAUUGGAAUUAGAGGAGACACGAAAUCGUAUUAGGUCCGAAAAAUCGCCCGGUUCAGUAUUAGGUUGUUUAUCAGAUUCUGAAGACGUGCAACGAGAAGCUAAUAAACUUCUGGCUGAUUACAAGUUCAAGUUACAAAAAGCAGAGCAAGAUAUGUCUACUUUACAAGCCACGGUAGCCAGGCUAGAAAGUCAAGUGAUACGUUACAAGUCAGCGGCAGAAGCCUCUGAAAAAGCAGAAGACGAAUUAAAAGUUGAAAAGAGAAAAUUACAAAGAGAAGUCAGAGAAACACAGGGCCGUGUAGAAGAAUUAGAAACAGCGAAUUCUCAUUUGCAAAGGAGAUUAGACAAACUUAAAAAUGCAAAGUCUGCUCUAUUGAAGGAGCUUUGACGGGACGAUUUCUUGGGAUCUGUACAAUGAGUCUGCCAUUUUCUUCUAUUCUGCAAAACCCGUGUGCCGAUGUUGCCUCGACAUAAAUAUUACUUAAUACAUUGAAUAUAAUUUAUACGAAUGAAACGUGCAUAGUAUCGUUACGCGACUUUACAUGAUUUUAAUUGAUUUUUAUGUACAAUACUAAACAAGUAUGAUGUCCUAAAAUGGUCACUCGUAAACGGCUUUUUGGGAACUCAUAUUUGCCUAAUAUACGGCACCUAAACUGCUGUAAAAGGAAGUCGUUGCUUUGUAUUCAACGACAAUAUAUUCGACACUAACCACUUUGCAUUUUUUGAUAAAAAAGAGGAGAGAAUAAUCUUCUAAAUGCAUUUUAGCAGCGAGGUUUUCAUCAAUUCGUGAGCAGUUAUGGAGUCGAUUUAUAAUUUGUACAUUAUUUGAAGUAAAAAGCUCACUCGUAUGUCAUAAAUAUACGGAUGGUUUUCCAAUGUCUUUUACGAGGCAAUACCUUUUAUGUUAUUUCAGUUUUUAUUUGAAAGAAAGGCGAUUGUUAGCGGAAGCUCAAGAUAUUACACUAAAGUAUCAACACGAAAUAGAAAUUGAUAUUUUAUGAUGUACGAGUUAGCGACGACAUGCGUAUGUCGAUGAGUGUAAUUUGUGUUACAUCGAAUAAUUUAUAAAUAUAUUUCUAAAGAUACAAGAUAUUUAUAACUUCUACGAGAAAUAUGUUAUAGUUAAAACUAGAUUUCGAAUGGAAGCAACCGAUCUACGAUCUUCAUUUUUUUACUAUCGACGAGGCGAACCAACUAAAUUUGAUAAACGUUUUUAAUUUUAUAAUGGUAUUCAUUGUAUCUGCGAUAAAUUAAUAUCAGAAUUUGUAUACUGAAUGAAACGCAUACAAUUUUGCUGGAGCCUAAUAUUUAUAUAAAAUUCUUACUAAUCGUAUUGCCAGAUUCAGUGUUCAACAUUUUUAAUAUAACAUUUUACACCUAAAUUGUCUCCAGAACUGAUACUUUUAUUCCCGGACUGAUACGAAGUAAAGAAAGUAGAUGUAUGAUAGUGUGCUCUUUGUACAUUCGAAAUAAAUUAAACUAUGUUGUUGAAGCUAUAUAAUAUUCUUGGUAUACAAAUUUUUUACACGGGGUGUACAAAAAUGUUGGAAUUAAACAUCAGGAGUAUGUAGUACUUGCCAAAAGAAAAUGAAGUCUGAGCGAAUAUGGUAUCCAAAUAUCAUUAGUUUUAAAGUUGCCAGAUGUCAUUAACUCUAAGUCUGUAACCGAAUAAGACUAUCUAAAUCGUAUUAAAAAGUCAUUAGAUUAAGUAAAGCAAACAGUACUAAUAGUACGUAGUCUGGAACUAUUGACAUUUGGACCUAUGUUUAUUAAGCCUUCCUCGUUUUGAUGAGUACUACAUUUGACAUCAACUUUUUGAACCCCCUGUAUAUUUUAUGUGAUAUAAAAAAACUGAAGCAACCAUUACCGUCUUGUCAGUAGUACCCAUAUUUAAAAGUAAACAAGGACAGAUAAUAAGUAUAAUGACUUUAUUUACCUCGUGUUUAGCUGUGCAAACCAUUUUCAAAGACAUAAUAAAUCUUUAAAUACUUA
Messenger RNA from Megachile rotundata (alfalfa leafcutting bee), 3231 nucleotides. RefSeq names its product leucine-rich repeat flightless-interacting protein 2. The record is from RefSeq and is a predicted model, not a curated record. Gene Ontology annotation, biological process: regulation of DNA-templated transcription. Lineage: Eukaryota; Metazoa; Arthropoda; Insecta; Hymenoptera; Megachilidae.